Messenger RNA from [Candida] anglica, 633 nucleotides. The record is from the annotation of a GenBank genome assembly. NCBI's taxonomy places the organism in Eukaryota, Fungi, Ascomycota, Pichiomycetes, Serinales, Debaryomycetaceae.
AGCAAACCAAAUCAAACCCCCAUUAGUGGCAAUAAGAUAAAACAGGGAUUAUACUUGUAAAUAAUUUUAUAUUUUUUUUUUUUCACCUUUCAUUUUAUCUUUUUUGUUUUUGUAUAUAGAGUGUUGAUUUAUUUAGAGCAAAAUGUUGAGAUUAGGAAGAUUAGCAGCAGUUUCGUGCAAGAGAACAUCCACAAUCGUUGGUAGACUUUCCAAGGUUACCGUUCCAUCUAGAACAGUUCCUUCAGGAUUUGUUUCUAUUAGAAAGUAUUCUGACUAUGCCCCUAAUGAUGACGAAACUCAAAGACUUAAUAAACUUGUUACUGAGUUAAAAAGUAACCCGAAAAUUUCCGAAGCAUUGGAAGAAUUGCAACAACUUCUUGUGCUGAAGGGAUUUGAUCCAAGCACAAAGCCUUCUAUGAUGAAGAUGAUGCUGAUUCUCAUGGAUAAGGAGAUCAAGGCAUCCAUCACUGCAUUAAAGACACAAUUGGAAGAGGCCAAAAUAAGCUUCUCCAAGGAAGAUGUCGAUACAUUUAUGAAGUUAUUCGGAUUAAACAUGAAAUAAGUUUUAUUUUUAUAGAUAAUGAUAAGCAUAAAUAAAUAUACAAGAUGAGUUUAAAGUUUCAAUUUCUAGGU